AUGAGCUUAGACCUCGCAGCCAAGACGUUAGACCUCACGGCCAGGGGAAUCGACCUCCUGGCGGUCCUCGCCAGAAUCUCCAACGAGACAGAAAGCGCUUCCAAGCUCGUCAAGGAAGUAGGGCGCUGGCUCGGAAAGGAGGGACUUGAUGAGGUUGAACUGAAAUUCUUCCUUCAGUCAACUCGAGCUCUUGUCCACCCAAACAAUCACAAGGAGGCCAUCGUCUUUUUCCAGGCCGUCACAGACCGAAGACCUAAACCAUCGGUUGUACCGCUUUGGGCGCAGCCGUCCGGUGCACUCGGGCGACUAGUCGCUAGCGAUCCCCUUCAAAGAUGGCUCACAUCGACUGUCUGCUGUUUAUUCCGCUACCACGACGAGAGAUUCAUCAAACUGGCCAUCUCUUCCUUCAUAAUGCUCGCCUCUCGAUCCGGACAGAAGCCCCUCUCCGAGUAUCAACUAGCCUACCUCCCUGAAAUGCUCCAACUUGAGCAGGUCGUUUCUAAGGUUAUUCAUAGCAAUUGGAUCCACAUUGCUAACUCGGGAAUCAUUGGGUCUGAUUCCGAGUGCCCUCGCCUCCCAAGCGAACUCAACUGGGCUUGCAAGCGAGGGCACAACAUCGGAAGCCAUAAACUAGCAGUCGUUCUCAGCAGGCUCCGCGAUCCUCCUAAGGAAAUCAUAUUCCAGAGCGAACGCCUUUUGACAAAUCUUGUGCUGUGGCUCACUUGGCAUUUCAGCGGCCGACUCCGCAUCGUCGUGAGCGGCAGCAUUGUCUACGACAAGGCUCUCGGACCAGCAGAUAGCAGCGUCGAGUGCCGCGUCAGCAAGUUUUGUCACACAGAAGGGGAUGAGCGGGAAUGUACUUCAUUUGAGAACGGUGGCGCCCCUUCAUUCGAAAUGUUCGAAAGGGUGGAGGGAGAUCUGAAAUCACUCUUCAGGGGCAGGUAUGACAACCAACAGACCUUAAUGUCAGAGCCCCAGGUCCGCCAAAAGCUGUAUCAGAGCCCCUUCCGCUACCCCAAAGGGCUCCAGAAGAGUACAAGGAUCUGGACCCAACGAACUGGUCAGGAGCUCCUCAGGUGGUUUUGCGCACUUCCCGUUGAGAAAGACACCAUGGGAUCGAGACUCAGUUUUCGCGUCCUACUUGGUGGUGCAGGUAACCUAGGCUCUCAUCAGUUGCGGGUGUCGGACCUGCUGGGGAGAACGCCAGAGUUACUGAACACAUAUUGCGGUGAGCUCGGAGGGCCCUUUAUCGUGUUUUCUCCACCACGACAAUCAACUCCGCCUACUGUUGACAACUUAAUGGAUAUCAGUGACUACGAUGAGGACAUGGAAGAUGAGCAAGACGAUGAAGACUUGGACUUCGAGUCCCGACCCCCGGUGCUGCUCAAAUACUUCCCCAUUCUCCAAGACCUCGUGGAUCAGGUGAGGGUGUCAUGCCAGUGCUUCAAUUGCGCUAGAGCAACGACCAAGGUGUUCAUGAUGGAUGAAAAUUGCCUUCAACACAAAGCUUUCAUGGAGGUUAUGUUCUAUUUCAGCCAUGGGAUUGCUGACGCUUUUGGGGCGCCGGAUGUUUCGGCCUGUGGCGAGGCGAGAGCCGGGGAUUCCGGGGCCAUGGCGAUUCUUUUCGAUGCAAUCGACACGGUCCGUUUCAACCCCAGCAAUCUCGAGGGGAAGAUUGAAUGGCAUACCCUCCUAAGCACGGUCUGCCAAACCUUACUCGGCUGCCCGCCUAUCGAUACGAUGACGGAUGCCACCUACAACGACUCUCCUGUCGAUACUCCCCUUCCAUUUACCCAACACCUUGGAACGACCGUCAUCGCCAUUCAGCACGGCGACUUGGCCGUUGUGGCACCCUGGUUAGACCUCACCCAGCGAAUUGAAUUGCGUGGAUGCUUUCGCUUGGAACUUGUGCAAGGGCGGCUCUGUCUUCCUGUCGACGACGAGGUGGCAGGAAGAGUCCUCCUCCAGGAAGUGACGCGAGAUACUUCUGUUGUUGAGACACAACAUACCGAGGACGUGAGCGACUAUGCCGAAAUGUUCAAGAUGCCGGUCCACCAUGCCGGGGCCGAGAUACAGCUCAUCAAUGAUGAGUCUAUCGAAUCACGCGACUUUAUCCUCGUGUCUGUCGAGCAGAACAGAUACAAGCUCUUGAUGAGAGUCACGUCAGAAGCUCAUUCGAGAAUGGUUGAUCCAAGUCGGGCUAUCAUCAAGAUUGCUCGUGGGAUCCAUGACUUAAAAUGCAAACACAACCCUGCAAGGUGUGGGUUUGUGCCUGAGGGUCAGGGUGUUGAGUUAUCUCGGUUCAACGAACUUCUUGGAAGUUGGGGAGGACAAGAACAGAAGGAGAAGGAUCCUGAAGAGGACGGGUCAUCAUCUGGAGAGGCAUUGCCUAAUCAGGCCACAUCAGUGGCCGAUCAAAUAACGUUCGACGACAAGUCCAAGCACUCAAAGCCCUUGCGCGUUACGCACAUCCUCGACACCACAUUCAAGUAUAAUACGGCCCUUGCUCUUAGUGCUGACAACCCUACAUUUGUCUCCAGCGGCAAUAUCUGUUAA
Messenger RNA from Fusarium keratoplasticum, 2556 nucleotides. RefSeq lists its product as uncharacterized. The transcript has 2 exons. NCBI's taxonomy places the organism in Eukaryota, Fungi, Ascomycota, Sordariomycetes, Hypocreales, Nectriaceae. The coding region runs from base 1 to 2556 and encodes 851 amino acids. The record is from RefSeq and is a predicted model, not a curated record.